AUGCGUUUGCGUCAACAGCCACGGAAAAGCCAGCUCCGAAUCAUGGCCUCUCGCCUAGUGAGGCAUGCCCGCAAAGCCGCAGGUCAGGCCAACAUUGUGGAGCCGAGUAUUCCGCAUACAGAGAAAGGUCAGGCCGAUGAAGCCACAGAGCGGAGAGAUGAUAGUUUGGUCGAAAUCAGACCCGAGGCGUGUUCAAUUGUGAUCCCCGAUCCUGUCAAUCAGCUCACAUCCAGUCGCCGGGAUCUUUUUGGAUGCUUUGCUAGGCCGCUUUCGCCGCUGGAGGAGUACCUCUUUGACCACUGGACUAGGAAUUGCUCAGCGAGAGACUCUAUAAUUGCCACUAUUAUUUCAUUGAUACUGGAUGAGAUACAAGCUGGUAAUAUUGAUGCAUCUAGACAGCAUGUGCGUGGGCUUGCGGAAAUAGUACACUCCUCUGGAGGGCCGCAAACACUUGGUAUGAAUGGCUUGCUGAAGCAUCUGUUUGAGAAAUUGGCAUAUGACAUGGGACUUCUCCUAGACGAAGAAGCAAGUUCAGUGGGACUGAUCGAUUUUGUUGCUCGAGGCGGAAUAAAUAUGCCGAGCAUUCCAACUUAG
This is a messenger RNA of Trichoderma virens Gv29-8, 594 nucleotides long. RefSeq lists its product as uncharacterized. NCBI's taxonomy places the organism in Eukaryota, Fungi, Ascomycota, Sordariomycetes, Hypocreales, Hypocreaceae. The transcript is spliced from 5 exons. The record is from RefSeq and is a predicted model, not a curated record. Bases 1 to 594 code for a protein of 197 amino acids.